Anopheles marshallii is the source of this 2970-nucleotide messenger RNA. Its product is annotated as serine/arginine repetitive matrix protein 1-like. Gene Ontology annotation, biological process: negative regulation of centriole replication. Gene Ontology annotation, molecular function: microtubule binding. The coding region runs from base 1 to 2970 and encodes 989 amino acids. The record is from RefSeq and is a predicted model, not a curated record. NCBI's taxonomy places the organism in Eukaryota, Metazoa, Arthropoda, Insecta, Diptera, Culicidae. The transcript has 15 exons.
AUGAUCGGCUCAUUUUGGAACCUUUGUAGAGCGUGCCCAUCAAUGCCUGUAGAUAAGCUCCAUUCGGAAUAUAGAAGUACGUAUCGAUGGCACGAAUAUACCGGGGGACCCGAUGUCGUAAGAAAACCACCUGUGCCAAAUCAGUUCGCAGCCAGCUCGAAGGCGGAUCACUUUUUCUCGAAAUCAACGGAGGAUGAAAAGUUUAUCGAAGCCUCGAUCAACGAACCGCCCUUGCCGAGAAGGAAAAAGUGUCCCGAGCUAGCGUAUCGGACGAACGAGUUUUUGGCCACACGGGGUAAAUCUGAAGCCAUCGGGCACGAUCGUACCGAUGCUGGAGCAACGACUCACACUAGAGCAAGGUCUGAAGAGCGUGGAACGCCGUCGCGCCGCAGUAAAUCGGAGGGACCGCCGGCAGGUGUCUCUAACGGAAGGCUUCCAACCGGGACCGGAUAUGCGAACGGAACCAUCGAGCCGCCGCCGGUUUCGAACGCGGGCAGGGCACUGGAACAGGCGGGUGAGUCUUCUACUAGUGGACUAUUCAAAAAAACCAUUACCAAACUGAGCACGGAGUAUCGGCUCCAGUUCGUGUGGCCACACGUGCGGCGUGCGAUCAAGGGCGGCCCCGGGGCUGGUGCGCACGGCGCUGGCGACGGUGACGGUGCGGACACUAUCGAUGCACCCCCGCGCAAGUCCCUCUCCAUGGGUGCACUGAAGGCGGCCCAGAUCGGAGCCGCCGCCGGUGGCGGCACCAUCGCUUCCGUACACAAAAAACGAACGACUAACGAGCGAGAAGCCACGGCCACGGAGCUCGAACCACUGGUCAACGAUUGCGAACCGUCGAUGGAAAAGUCGCAGCAGCCGAAUGAAAAACGCGGCGAGAUGGCUCGCGUUGUGGAGCAGAAAAUAAAGGCACUGCGCGUGGAGAAGGAAAAGUUUGGUUUCGCGCCGGAGGCAAAUGAUGCGUCCCGGGCACAGGCAAGUUCCGGUAUCGACAAUGCCUGGUACAAGGAGGUCCUGGAGCUGCGGAAGAAAGCUGGCGAGUACCGGAACCGGGGCUGGGGAGUGGAGAUGAAUCCGGAUCUCUUUAACAAGCAGGUUGAGCUGUGGGACCAAGUAUCCCGUCGCAGUUCGCUGAGUGCACUUUCGUUGGCAUCAAGCGUUCGGCCAAUUACGAAAGAAGAAAAGGAGAAGGAGAACAACAAGAAGAGCUCUCCAACGAAACCGUUCAAUCGGGGAGCCCGUGUACCGGGUAGUGCCCGACCGGUUGAGAUCAGCAAGCCGGGACUGCCGGAUGGGUUGAACUUCUCCGCAGCCGCCCGUAGCCGCAAGGACGCCAUUCGUCACCAUCUGGAGCGCACGACCGGUCCGGAUGUCGAGGAAGGUGCGCUGUUGCCUUCGCCGACACGCGAGAAGCUUAUGCCAGCAAUACCACGCUCCAAGGCAGACAGUCCACAGCGUGGCAGUCCUCAGAAGACCGCACUGUCACGCCACGGUAGUCCGCAGAAGGGAAGCCCACAAAAGAUCAGCCCGAAGAAAAUGUCCAGCAAGGGACGUUCGCAAUCCGUAGGGCCGGCAGUCGCCACCGACGGUAGCGCACCUGUGGUUGCCGGUGGCUCGCCGAAGCGUCAGAUCCGUUCCGGCAGUACGGUCGCUGCCUCGACGGCUUCAUCGGCGGCCAAAACGCACAAGAAAACGCCGACCUCGGCAACGGCGCCGACCAUCGCGCAAAACCAGCAGCAGCAGUCGCAGCAACCGGAACGAAGACCACGGCCGACAUCCCUUUCCACCACCACCAAUCACUCCCGCUCGAAGAGCAGCACCCUGCCCACGAGCCGCCUCCAUCCUCCGCAUUCCAGUAAUCUCACCAACCUCACCAACAACAAUCAUCUUCCCAAUGCAUCACCAUCAUCAUCCGCCGCCACAAUGGCCGCGUCCAUGAUCGCGUCCACCACCAACACCGGCACCCCAUCCACCGCCGCCACCGCCCGCGCCAAGCUAACGCUCGCGACCGGUACCAAGCGGCAACCGCAGGGGGGCCGGUCGGUCAAACCGCCCACCAGUCUGGCGAGCGACUCCUCUGCCCCUUCGUCCGCGUCCAGUACGCUGAGGAAGAAGCAGAGGAUGGUGUCCGAGGGCGGUGUCGGUGGUGCCGGCGGUCGGGGCAGUACCAGCGCCAGAUCGGUUGAAUCGGACAAAAAAUUACCCAUCGGAAGCGUUGAGGAUGCGGACAAGGAAAGUAUCCCAACCGUGGGCCCAACCGUGGCCCCGCCACCGGAGAUACUGGAGCAGAUAAUCAAGUCACCUCCAGAACCGACGCGAGUUAAGUCACCGGAGCAAAUCAUUAUGCGCUCGCCAGAUCCCGUCAACUGGACGGUGCCGUUGGACACCGGGAAAACGUUCACUGUGACGCAGAAUGUGCGAGAGGGUGAUCCAAUGAUUCGUCCGCACAGUGAAAUUAAGGCAUCCACUCCAGUAGAACAACCGCCGCCACCACCACAGUCGGCACCACCAGAGCUUUCUGAACAAUCGAAAAUGCCUAAUACUAAGCUAGAACCAAGCUCGAUUAAGGAAUCGGAAGAUGAAGACGAUGAUUUGCCACGGUCGAAAUCAUCCGUUGCUUCGUCGGUGAAUCCUACGUCGAUAGCGAUCUCGGAGCCGAUGACCGUUUCGCAACCACCACCACCAUCAUCCCAGCUACCCUCCCAACCAUCUGCGGCACCACCGACUGUCGGAGACACUAAAGCCGAUCAGGCAGUAUCGGGUGUUGCUCCAGUUCCCGCACCGGAACCGGUUCGCUAUGAUAAACCCGUGGCCGGUUCGACGCUACGCUGUCUGGACGAUCCGGCCUUCGAGUCAGACAUCAACUCACCGCUGGCGAACCGUAACGUAGCUACGGAGGUGCUUGACAAGGCGCGCGAUCGUUUCGAUCGCUUCUGGGGCAACCCGAACGAAAAGCCGGAAGAAUCUUAA